AUGAAGUUUGGAAAGACGUACCUAUCACAUCAGAUCCCCGAGUGGUCGAUUUACUACAUGAACUACAAGCAUUUGAAAAAGAUUAUCAAAUCUAUCAAUUCUGAGAGAGAUACAGACGAAGAUGAAACGACAUACCCCGAACUAAUUCUGGAAACCUUGAGCUCCUUCUUUUUUGAAAUUGAUAGAAAUAUCGAAAAUGUCGAUGAGUUUUACAAUGCUAAAUACAAGGAAUAUGAAAGAAGAUUGGCCAAGAUUAUUCAAGUGUUGGGAUUUAAUGACAAUGUUGUAACUCAUAAAGUUGAAAGUCAAGAAGAAUUGGAUGAAAUUAUCAACAUCUUGAUUGAAUUGCGUAUGUUGUUUCGUAACUUGAAAUGGUUUGGUGAAUUGAAUCAUCGUGGAUUCAUCAAAAUUUUGAAGAAAUUGGAUAAGAAAUUGUCGUCAAUUUUGAAUGAUGGACAGGUUAGUGAAAUUGAUGUUUCACGUAACAACAAGGAAGCUUAUUUGACAACAAGAAUAGAUGCAUUGCCAUUUGCUAAUGAAGCAGAAGUUGCAAAUAAUUUAGACAUUAUUCAUCGCAUCUUGCUACAACUAGGAACCAUGGGAUCAGCUAAUGAAAUAAAAUUGGAAGGGUUGAAAAUUGAAGACAAUGUUGAAUCUUUUCAAACUAUUUUGGAAAACGAUGAUUCAAAAGCAUUGGAGGAGAAGGUCUUGGAUAACAAAACGGAGAAGUUCAACAUUUCAUUACUUAAUAAAGCGUCUCUCGUGAAUGCUGAAAGAUGUGUCAAUUUGAUUUGGAACCAUUUGAAUAGCUUAUACGAUGAAAAGGAUAUAAAUGGUCGAAACUUUUUCCAUCAUAAUGUUAUCAGUCUUGGAAAAAAUCAAUUUAUCAAAGAGGAACAACUAACUCCCGGAGACUCGCCUAAUUGGCUAGUUGGUGGUGCCAAUGGUGCUGAUAACAACAAUAUCAACAAUACUAGCGGGUUGUUGCAAAUCUUGUACAAGUUGGAUGAUAAGAAAUUGUUGAUCGCAAAAGAUCAUUACAACAGAACUCCCUUGCAUUAUGCAGCACAGUACGGACUUGUUCAAGUGACAAACAUCUUGUUGGAUUAUUAUUCCAAGUGGGACUUGAUUGAUCGUGAGUCGUCAAUCGAUAAUAUGAAAAUUUGGGGUGAUCAAGAAAAUUUAACUCCAUUGCAUUUAUCAAUUAUUGGCAAACAUCCAAAAACCACUGAAAUUUUGAUCAAGUUUAAUAGUCCCAGGAAAUUGACUUGUCCUGAUUUGUUAUUAUUAUCGGUGCGGUUAAACUCGAGCCGCAUUUUAAACUCAUUGAUUACUGAUGGGCUUAUUGAUAUUGACUACACUGAUGAAAAUCAUAAAAAUGAAACGGCAUUGUACAUUGCCUCCAAGAUGAAUCUUGCCGGAUUAGUUGAGUUUUUAUUAGAAUCAAAUGCCAAUACCGAAAUUGGCGAACAAGUGUUUGGAUGGACGCCUAUAUUCAUUGCUGCGUGUGAAGGGUAUACUGAGGUUGUCAAGGUGCUUAAAGAGUUUGAUGCUAAUUAUGACAUUGUUGAUAAUUCUGGUUGGUUGCCAAUGGAGCAUGCUUGUCUAAGAGGUCAUUUAAAUGUGGCUGAUUUGUUAGUCCCUCGCGACCCCAAUCUUUUACUAUAUGACACGUACCACCCCGAGAAUAAUAUUGCGCGUAUCCCCAGUGAGGCAGCCAGUCCCGUCUUGAGGGCCAAAGAUGAUGGUGCUAUUCCUACAAGUAUUGAUAGGUUACCGGAAGCACACAAAAACGCAGUUAAUGAGUUUUACAAGCAAUUGAAGAACUCAUCUUCGGGUAAUGUAUCUCGCUCAACAUCUCCAAAGAGGAAGAAAAGAGUCAAGGCAGUUAAAUCUUUUGGUCAUAGGUAUUUGGGUGAAGAUGAAAGUUUGAUUUUGGUCACUUUAGGAACUACUGAUUUGCGUGAUGAUAGAGCUCCAGUUGAACUAAACAAGAUUUCCUUGGCGAAAUCAUUUGCUACUGAAUUAGAUACUGCAUUGUCGUUGUCAAUUACCUGUCGUUACAAAUCAACUAAUCAACAAGUUGAGCCACCCAUUGUGAUUGAUUUACCAUUGGAGGAUUAUCACGGAAGUGCCACUGAUCCUAUUUCGUUCAAGCUUGCCAACAAUGUGUCAAUUGAUGAUGUGAUCAUUACGUUUGAUUUAAUCCCCACAUAUCAAGUUCAUAAAAAGGUGUUGGGUAGGGCCAUUGCUCUUUUGAAAGAUGCCUACACUAAAGUGGGACCUCAUUUGCGCUCCUUAAACAACAAUAUCACUGUCCCUAUCCUAGAGACUACCAAUUUGGACAUCUUGGGGCUCAUUCGGUUUGAAUAUUUACAAAUUUUGCCCUUUAAACAUCAUGCAAUGUCAAUUGCUAGAUCAGAUACGUAUUGGAAACAAUUGGUAUCCACUAGGGUCAUUGGUCACCGAGGCUUGGGUAAGAAUGAGAGUGGUAGACAAUCGUUGCAAUUGGGCGAAAACACGGUGGAGUCAUUCAUUGCUGCCUCUUCAUUGGGGGCUUCGUAUGUCGAGUUUGAUGUGCAACUAACCAAGGAUUUUGUUCCUGUCGUUUACCAUGAUUUCACAGUAGCUGAGCUGGGAGUAGAUAUCCCGAUGCAUUUGCUAACAUUGGAGCAAUUUCUUGGGUUGAACAAGACUGGGGAAAAGCCCCAUCGUUCAGUUGACGAUGAAGUGUUGAUAAGGUCCAAACCUAGAGCUAAAUCGUCUUUUCAAUUGAAUGGGACUCACGAUGAUGUUGUUGAUAAGGAUUUCGAGAGCCAAAUCAAUGAGAGGAUGAAAUUGACAAAAACUUGGAAAAGCAAAGGUUACAAGGGGAAUGCUAGAGGUACCUCCAUCGCAUCGAACUUUGUCACUUUGAAAGAUUUGUUUAAAAAAUUGCCAGAAAAUGUUGGGUUCAAUAUUGAGUUGAAGUACCCCAUGUUGGAUGAAGCUGAACAAGAGAGCAUGGGUGAACUUGCGAUUGAUUUGAACUUGUACUUGGACACAAUCCUUAAAGUUGUUUACGAUGAAAACACCAAUGGUCGUCACAUCGUGUUUUCCUCAUUCCAUCCUGACGUGUGUCUUCUUCUUUCAUUAAAACAGCCAACUAUGCCCAUAUUGUUUCUUACAGAAGGAGGUACCGCCCCCAUGGCCGAUAUCCGCGCGUCAUCGUUACAAAAUGCCAUUAGGUUUGCUAAGAAAUGGAAUUUGCUAGGAAUAGUCUCAGCAGCACAAGCAUUGGUUAAAACGCCACGAUUAGCCCAAGUGGUCAAACUGUCAGGUUUGGUGUGUGUGACUUAUGGGGUGGAGAAUAACGAGCCAGAGUUGGCCAAGAUCCAAAUGAGAGCCGGUGUAGAUGCAGUUAUUGUUGAUAGUGUGUUGGCGGUAAGAGAGGGUUUGAGGGAGCAUAAUGAUUCUAGAAGGGAAUUUGAGGACUCAAGUAGUGAGUGA
Messenger RNA from Lodderomyces margitis, 3489 nucleotides. It is a transcript of the gene GDE1, whose product is annotated as glycerophosphocholine phosphodiesterase. The record is from RefSeq and is a predicted model, not a curated record. The coding region runs from base 1 to 3489 and encodes 1162 amino acids. The transcript has a single exon. NCBI's taxonomy places the organism in Eukaryota, Fungi, Ascomycota, Pichiomycetes, Serinales, Debaryomycetaceae. Gene Ontology annotation, molecular function: protein binding; glycerophosphocholine phosphodiesterase activity. Gene Ontology annotation, biological process: glycerophospholipid catabolic process.